Lepisosteus oculatus (spotted gar) is the source of this 2438-nucleotide messenger RNA. It is a transcript of the gene xpnpep2, whose product is annotated as X-prolyl aminopeptidase (aminopeptidase P) 2, membrane-bound. NCBI's taxonomy places the organism in Eukaryota, Metazoa, Chordata, Actinopteri, Semionotiformes, Lepisosteidae. The record is from RefSeq and is a predicted model, not a curated record. Gene Ontology annotation, molecular function: metalloaminopeptidase activity.
CAUUUUCAGCACGCAACGCAAGUUCAAAGUCAAACAGCUUGCUGUUAAAAGAAGGGCAGUUUGUAUCACUUAAGUGUGUAAGGACGCAGCAUGAAGCCAGCCCAUAUCCUGGAAAGGUCCUCCCCCUCCACAUUCUAUCCACAUGAUUGCUACACGAGAGUGGCCCUAUCUGCAGGCAAGCUGGAGAGUCCCAGAGCCUGCUGCACGGCAGACUACACUACACGCGCCCAGCUGUGGCCCUGCUGUGAAGAGGCCGGACUCGUGUGAUGGCUCCAUGUUUUGGGAUCCUGUUCUUGGCUUUCGCCCUAGGAGGGCUGCUGCAGGACGCCGGCGGGGCUGCCCAGCCUGGCGUGGGACAAACCAGCGCAAGGAACUGCUCAGCGACACCUCCGUAUCUUCCUCCCACUGCAGUCAACACCUCGCUUAGGCUCCAGGCUCUGAGGAAGGAGAUGGAGCCCCUAAACAUCCGCGCCUACAUCAUUCCGGCCACCGAUGCCCACCUGAGCGAGUACAUUGCAGAGCGAGACGCCGGGCAUACCUGGAUCUCGGGGUUCAGCGGCUCCGCAGGCACGGCAGUGGUGACGCAGGGGAAGGCGGUUCUGUGGACCGACAGCCGGUACUGGACCCAGGCCGAGCGCCAGAUGGACUGUAACUGGGAGCUGGUCAGGGCCUCUUACAUCGACAGCAUUGCAGACUGGCUGAUCCAAGAGCUUGCCCAGGGGGAGCAGGUCGGGUUCGACCCCUUUCUCUUCUCCAUAGACACAUGGAAGGCUUACAGCAGGAAGCUGGACCCAGCCAAUCGCGUUUUGAAGUCCCUGCCCUAUAACUUGAUUGACAAGGUGUGGAAGGACCGCCCUGCUGCCCCUUCAGAGCCAAUCACAAAGCUGCCUGACAGCGUCACAGAGAGGACCUGGCAGAUGAAGGUGGAAGAGAUCCGACAGCAGAUGAGGAAGAACCCCUACAAGCCCACCGCGGUCCUGCUCUCUGCGCUGGAUGAGACUGCCUGGCUCUUCAAUCUGAGAGGGAAAGACAUCCCCUACAACCCCUUCUUCUACUCGUACACGUUGCUGGCCCUCGACCGGAUCUGGCUUUUCUUACACCCAGGUCGCGUGACCAAAGAGAUUGAGGAAUAUCUGGAUGCGGGCUGUCAAAGUGCAAACUGCACUCAGAUACUGUCCUACGAAGAUGUACGGGCAAAUAUUGUGAACUAUGUUAACGUGACCAUCGGCGUGAGAGUUUGGAUUGGAACAGAAUACACGAACUAUGCUUUGUAUGAGCUGAUUACCCCAGAGGAGAAGAUCCUGACCAGCGCCUACUCUCCUGUCCUCAUCACUAAAUCAGUGAAGGACGCCACCGAGCAGAGAGCCCUGAGGAAAGCUCAUGUGAGGGAUGCAGUGGCCCUGAUCCAGCUGCUCGUGUGGCUGGAGGAGAGCGUGCCCGCGGGGAAGGAGACCGAGCUGUCCGCCGCCCGCUAUGUGGAAGAAAAGCGCAGUAUGCAGGCUAACUGUGUAGGACCCAGCUUUGCAACCAUAUCUGCCAGCGGACCAAAUGCUGCUCUGGCUCAUUACAGCCCCAGCAACGAGACCAACAGGAACCUGCGUGUUGAUGAGAUGUAUCUCAUUGACUCUGGAGGCCAGUACCUGGAUGGAACCACUGACAUCACCCGCACAGUGCACUGGGGCACGCCCACAGACUUCCAAAAGGAGGCAUUCACCAGAGUGCUGAUGGGAAAUAUCGAUCUAUCAAGACUUGUCUUCCCAGCUGGGACUAGAGGUAUUAACAUCGAGAUGCUGGCACGGAGGGCACUGUGGGAAGUGGGUCUGAAUUAUGGCCAUGGAACAGGUCAUGGCAUCGGAAACUACUUCAGCGUCCAUGAAUGGCCUGUAGGCUUUCAGUCCAAUAACGUUCCAUUCGAAAAGGGAAUGUUCACCUCUAUAGAGCCUGGGUAUUACCAAGACAAUGAGUUUGGCAUAAGAAUAGAAGAUGUUGCUGUUGCAGUAGAAGCAGAAACAAAAUUUGGCUGGUCUUACCUGACAUUUGAAACGGUGUCGCUGGUCCCGUAUGACAGGAAGCUGAUAGACGCCUCCCUCCUGAGCAGAGAACAGGUGGACUGGCUGGACAGGUACUACCGCCAGAUCCGCAAGGAGCUGGUGCCGGAACUGGAGCAGCAGGGCCUGAGGAAGGAGCGGGACUGGCUGAUGAGACACACCGAGCCCUUCACCCCCGCCGGGGCUGGCCUGGCACUCCCCUCCCUCACGCUGGUCGGCGCAGCCCUGUCCGCUCUGUCUCUGGGGCACCUGCUGUGACCUCACACCGCUGCGGAGUCUCCACACCAGGAAUAAACACUGGGAGCACUGGACACUCUCGUCUUGGCUUUUGGUCAAUGAUUUCUGUCAAACUGGAUGCCUUCAAUUAAAUCCUGCUUAUCUCUGAACUUA